This is a messenger RNA of Syngnathus acus (greater pipefish), 1430 nucleotides long. RefSeq names its product NADH-cytochrome b5 reductase 2. The transcript is spliced from 9 exons. Gene Ontology annotation, molecular function: oxidoreductase activity; FAD binding. The record is from RefSeq and is a predicted model, not a curated record. The coding region runs from base 418 to 1341 and encodes 307 amino acids. Gene Ontology annotation, cellular component: mitochondrion. NCBI's taxonomy places the organism in Eukaryota, Metazoa, Chordata, Actinopteri, Syngnathiformes, Syngnathidae.
AUCAACAUUCUAGCAUUGUCUAACUGAGGGUAAUUGCUGUUUGCACUGUAAUAGGACUAUAAAAGACUGGACUUUGUUUUUUGUACAUACAUUUGAUGACUGGAAUUCUGCUUUGACGUGCACAAGUACGACAUUACUUAUUAUGUUUGUAGAUGUUGAGAAAAAGUCAUCAUGUGUUUUGUGCAUUUACAAAAAUAGUUCAACUGCCAACCACUCUUUUUAGUCUCUUGUUUAAUUCCCUCCCUCUAUCUGUCCAAGUGUGAUGUCAUGCUAUGUAGUGUCAUGUUGAACACUGACUUCCUAUUGGUGCUUUCAACAGCUAAUGUUCCAGUUGCAUGAUGGGCAACUCCCCCAGCAUGCUUGGAGUGAAAGGUACUAUAACUGAGUGGACUCUGGUCUCUCAGGCUGCAUGAACGAAUGAACAAUCUUCAACUCUGUACAACUAUGGAUCCAAGUAUGCUUUUGUCUGUGCUGGUUGCUGUGUGCGUAAUAGUUGUAAGUGUGCUGUACUUCUCAAACAAGAAGAAACAGCCAGUCACCCUGCUCGAUCCUAUGGUUAAAUAUCCUCUGAAGCUCAUAGCUAAACAGGAAAUUAGUCAUGACACAAAGAAAUUUCGCUUUGGCCUUCCGUCUUCAGAUCAUAUCCUUGGAUUACCAGUAGGUCAGCACGUGUAUCUUUCGGCCAAGGUGAAUGGCAGCCUGGUCGUCAGAGCCUACACGCCAGUCUCCAGUGAUGACCAGCAAGGAUAUGUUGACUUGGUUGUCAAGGUGUACUAUAAGAACACGCACCCCUCAUUCCCAGAGGGAGGGAAAAUGUCGCAGUACCUGGACAACAUGGCGACUGGAGACGUAAUUGACUUCAGGGGACCUAACGGACUGCUCGUGUAUAGAGGCAAGGGUCAGUUUUCCAUCCGACCAGACAAGAAGUCCAAACCAAGGAAUUUGAAGUUUAAACAGAUUGGAAUGAUUGCUGGAGGAACAGGUAUUACACCAAUGUUGCAGUUAAUUCGGACAAUUGCAGCAGACCCCAGUGACAACACGAUGUGCCAUCUCAUUUUUGCCAACCAGACAGAGAAAGAUAUUCUUCUCAGGGAGGAGCUUCACGAGGUGGAGAAAAGCCAUCCUGACAAACUGAAGCUCUGGUUUACACUGGACAAACCUAGUGAAGGUUGGAAGUAUAGUUCUGGAUUUGUUACCUCGACUAUGAUCAAGGCGCACCUACCACCUCCAUCCUCAGACGUUCUUGUUGUUCUGUGUGGUCCCCCCCCAAUGAUCCAGUAUGCGUGUCUGCCAAAUCUGGACAAACUGGGAUACAAAACAGAACACAUUUUUGCAUACUAAUAUUAAGAUUAGCAAAAUAGUUCUUGUAAUAAUGCCGCUGUUUUUUAACACUGUCAAAACACAAUAAAUGAUUUUAUCAUCUUCUAAAA